UUUCCAGCAAUUGUAACAACUGAUAACCCCGGGGGCCCCUUUCCAAACACAAAGGAAAUUGAGGAUACCCAGAGCCCGCGCUGCUUCCUGUACUUUCUCACUUGUAGUUUAUGUCACACAAGAAGCAGAUCUCACUAGUGUUCUCUGAGCAGAACCCCAUCACCAUGUGGCCCGCCGUCCUCUUCUUCUCCGUCUACUUUCUGAGGAUUUCAUCAGCUUGUGACUUCGCACCGUCACCCCCCCAGGAGACCGGCAUAGUCUGCAGGGUGACGAAGCCGGCAGCGCUAGUGUUGAAUGAGAAGACCUCCGAAGUCAUCCAGGCGGCCUUCAGGCAUGCAUCUUUUCCUAACAUCACCGGAGAAAAAUCGGUCAGAUUUCUGGGGACAGUGGCGUAUGGUCUAACAAAUAUCCAGAUCAGUAAUUUGACCAUAGAACACAGUGAAGUGGAACUGAAGGAGGACGACGCUGUGGAAAUCACCAUUAAAAAUGUCAGUGCGUCAUUCAAAGGAACUCUAAACUACGAAUAUGGGACCUGGUUUGUUUCAGUCGAACAAUCGAUUGACUUUGAAAUCUUUUCCUCCACUGAUUUACAAGUGAACACCAAACUCACUUGUGGGAAAAACCGCGUCGCUGCUGAUACAUCCGACUGUUACCUAACUUUUCAUAAGCUGCUCUUACAUCUUCACGGGAACAAAGAACCCGGUUGGUUUAAGCAGCUGUUCACGGAUUUAAUUUCAUUCACCUUAAAACUUGUGCUUAAAAGUCAGAUUUGUAAAGAAAUCAAUUACGUUGCAAACCUACUUGCGGAUUUCAUCCAAGACAGAGCAGAAAACUUUCUGAGUUAUGGAGAUAUUGGAAUGAAUAUUGAUAUCACAUCAUUUCCCGUCAUAAAAGGGAACUACAUGGAGUCCUAUCACAAGGGUCUUCUGGCCUAUAAAAACUUGACCGUUUCCUACAAUGCCUCCACAUUUUCCCCUUCACUUCUCACAGACAACAGGAUGCUGUACUUCUGGUUUUCAGAGCAGGUCCUGGACUCUCUAGUUUUGGCAUAUUUCCUUGAUCAGUAUUUGGUCCUGACUCUUACCAGAGUCGAGCUACAGGAUAUCUUUAAGAAGGAUUAUGAUGAGUCCCACCAUGAAUUCCUACACGAGAUCCUCCAAGAACGUCCAGCAAACCAUAUCGCUGCAAAAGUGUGGAGUCUCACAGCCCCGAGAAUCAAAAUUACGCCAAAGGGGACUAUUGUUACCGCUUCUGUUGCUGUCCAAAUUAACACCCCUUCCUCAGCAAAUUUAUACUUUGAAACGGACAUUGUUACUGCUGUCCAGACCUCAUAUGCAGACAAAAAACUGAUGUUGCACCCAACUGAUCCUUUAGUUCAUAUUAAAAAUGUCAGAAGUUCCCUGUCGGUUUCUUGGGAUAAAGAACAGAUGAGUCAAUUUCUCCAAACUGUGGUGCCUGAAUUUGGAAUUCCAGCUAUAGUGAAGCGUUUGGAGCCAGCGUUGACCUCUCUGAUGGACAGUAAAGGACUAUAUUUAUUUGAAAUUAUAAAUCCUGAAAUAAUCCCACAUGAGGGUUAUUUAAUAGUGCAGCUGGAUUUUGGAUUUCCUCAUCAUUUGCUGGUGGAUUUCCUGAAAAGGACCCUGUAGAAGAUGAAUCAAAGACCAAUGUAACCGUAGCAUCACAAUAUUUGAGCUGUGCUCCUUCAGUGCUACAAAAUGAUUUAAAGGCCAUCCAAUAAUAAAAAUCAGCCAGUAACAUUACAAGUAA
Messenger RNA from Bufo gargarizans (Asiatic toad), 1767 nucleotides. RefSeq names its product cholesteryl ester transfer protein (gene CETP). Gene Ontology annotation, cellular component: high-density lipoprotein particle. The transcript is spliced from 16 exons. Gene Ontology annotation, molecular function: triglyceride binding; phosphatidylcholine binding; cholesterol binding. Gene Ontology annotation, biological process: triglyceride metabolic process; cholesterol metabolic process; high-density lipoprotein particle remodeling. Lineage: Eukaryota; Metazoa; Chordata; Amphibia; Anura; Bufonidae. The record is from RefSeq and is a predicted model, not a curated record. Bases 111 to 1646 code for a protein of 511 amino acids.